CCGCACGUUUCGUAUCCAAUACAAACAAUAAAUGAUAGCAGCAUCCCGGAGCGUUGUUGGUACGGUCUGCUCUGCUAUUUGAUGAUCACACAGUUGAGAAAAGGCUGAGUUUUCCAUGUCCGACGCUGCGAGUCUGGGCCAGCGUCGAUACUUUGCAGCGCUGGUAAAAGUGUAAAAGAGGAGCGCCAGAUGCAACGAGCCAGAUUCCACCCCUCCCUCCCUCAACCGCUCAUGUCGGCAUCUUUCUCGCUGAUUCGCUCCCCCUUCACCCUCAUAACUUCUCUCAGAUUUCCAUAUAAUAAUAAUAAUAAUAAUAAUAAUAAUAAUAAUAAUAAUCUUGCCCCUUUAUUACUUUCCCCCUCUUCUCCCUCCUUUUCUCGCCUGCGCUGCUCUUCCUCCCCCUUCUUUCUUAGAUCGUCAAGAUAUUCUUCUUUUUCUUCUCCUCCUCGUUUCGCCUCUUUUCGAGCCGCCGCGAUGGGGAAGCCCGAGGCCGCCGUCGACGCCGACGCCGCCAUGGACGCCGUCCAGAAGCGCCUCAUGUUCGAGGACGAAUGUAUCUUGGUGGAUGAACAGGACAAUGUUGUUGGUCACGAGUCGAAGUACUACUGUCAUCUGAUGGAGAAGAUUGAAUCUGAGAAUCUGCUCCAUAGGGCUUUUAGUGUUUUCUUAUUCAACUCAAAACAUGAGUUGCUGCUUCAGCAAAGGUCUGCAACAAAGGUGACAUUUCCCCUAGUUUGGACAAAUACCUGCUGCAGCCACCCUCUUUACCGCGAGUCUGAGCUUAUAGAAGAGAAUUAUCUUGGAGUGAGGAAUGCCGCGCAGCGGAAGCUGUUGGAUGAGCUGGGCAUUCCUUCUGAAGACCUGCCUAUUGAGCAGUUCAUUCCUCUUGGCCGAAUGCUUUAUAAGGCUCCAUCAGAUGGAAAAUGGGGGGAGCAUGAGCUUGACUAUCUGCUCUUCACCAUCCGGGAUGUGAAGCUGCUCCCAAAUCCUGAUGAAGUAGCUGACGUCAAGUAUGUUAAUCGGGAUCAGCUGAAGGAGCUUCUGCGAAAGGCAGAUGCUGGGGAAGAUGGGGUGAAGUUAUCCCCGUGGUUCAGGCUGGUUGUUGACAACUUCCUAAUGAAUUGGUGGGACCACGUUGAGAAAGGGACUCUCCGUGAGGCAGCAGACAUGAAGACCAUCUAUAAGCUGAAAUAGAACCUGUCGCCAGUCCUUAUUAUCUGGUUUUGCAUGGAACAGAGUUUUGAUUAAUGUUUUCUCCAAAUAAAGUACCUCUACCCGCUGGCAGGAUAUUUGAGCUUAAACUGUGAUGCAAAGCUUUUCAAUUGGCAAUUUUGUUCUUGAAUGAAACUUAUAUUGAUUUGAACAUGAUCUUUUCUUUUUUCCCCUUGUGAAAGGCUUGUUUAGGAGAGAGAACUAGAAGCUUAAUCAA
Molecule: messenger RNA, 1429 nt
Organism: Ananas comosus (pineapple)
Lineage: Eukaryota; Viridiplantae; Streptophyta; Magnoliopsida; Poales; Bromeliaceae
Product: isopentenyl-diphosphate Delta-isomerase I
Exons: 6
Coding region: 190-1194 (334 amino acids)
Biological process (GO): isopentenyl diphosphate biosynthetic process; isoprenoid biosynthetic process
Cellular component (GO): cytoplasm
Molecular function (GO): isopentenyl-diphosphate delta-isomerase activity
Source: RefSeq, a predicted model, not a curated record